This is a messenger RNA of Cetraspora pellucida, 124 nucleotides long. NCBI's taxonomy places the organism in Eukaryota, Fungi, Glomeromycota, Glomeromycetes, Diversisporales, Gigasporaceae. The record is from the annotation of a GenBank genome assembly.
AGAAAAUAGUUCAGAUGAUAAUGAAAAUGCUUGUGAUGAGUUUAAGAAAUGUGUUCAGUUGAUGCAGUAUAAGAAAGAAGACAAAUAUUGGUUAAAGAAGAAAUUGGGAAAGGCAAAAAACUAA